GCAUUCAUCGUUGAGUGUUCUCUUGCGAUGAACCGUUGGUAUCCAGGGCAGUAGGGCACUUUGUGUCCAUCCGUGGUUGGUAUGUGCAUUGCACUUACACCCAGCUGCUAGCCAGCGGCUCUCCAUGGAUCGGGAGGAGUCUGUCUCCUCCCUGGGAAGCAUCAACCUGGAUGCCAAGCCCAAGAAGAGCAUCCUGAAGCGGAGCGAGCCGGACGCCGUCGAGUCGGGCGACGGUGGCGGCGGAGCAGGCGGCGGUGGCCGGCGCCACGUGCCCUUCAGCCACAUCCUGCCUGAGCUGUCGCGGCUGGAGGAGGAGGACGACCGGCUGGGCAGCGCCGCCGUCGCCGCCGCUGGCUACGACCUGCAGAGUGUCAGCAGCGCGGCCAGCCUCAGCCCACUCAGUUCUGACGACCAGCUGGGCGGUGAGCCGCCGCCGCGCCGCUCCGACAGCCCGCCGCCGUUCGAGGAGGACGCCCUGCUCAGGGGGCCGCUCCGGCGCAGGAAGCGCGGAGUCCGCAUGAAGGGCCGCCAGCCCUGGAGCGAAGUCUGCUGA
Pollicipes pollicipes is the source of this 553-nucleotide messenger RNA. RefSeq lists its product as uncharacterized. The record is from RefSeq and is a predicted model, not a curated record. The transcript is spliced from 3 exons. Bases 125 to 553 code for a protein of 142 amino acids. NCBI's taxonomy places the organism in Eukaryota, Metazoa, Arthropoda, Thecostraca, Pollicipedomorpha, Pollicipedidae.